AUGAACUUCGUGACGUUCAACCAGGACCACAGCCACCUCGGCGUGGGUACCAGCAACGGCUAUCGGGUAUACACCACGGACCCGUUCAACAAGCAGUCCGAGUCGCGCGAAGGAGAUGUAUCCAGCCUGGAAAUGCUCUUUUCCACCUCCUUGGUCGCUCUCACUCUGUCACCGCGCGUACUUCGGAUUCAGAACACCAAGGGAAAGAGGCACUCCACAAUAUGCGAAAUGACCUUCCGCACGGCGAUUCUGGCCAUGCGGUUGAACAGGAAGCGACUGGUGGUGGUGCUGGAGUCGGAGCUUUACAUCUACGACAUCAGCAACAUGCAGAUGCUCAGGACUGAGAAGACAUCGCCCAACCCGAAUGCGAUAUGCGCCCUUUCCGCCUCAUCCGAGAACAACUACCUCAUCUACCCUCUCCCCACCAAAGCCGCGCCCGCUACCUUCCAGCCUCCGUCCCACGCGCCGCCCAAGUCGGAUCACAUAGCGCCGACAAGCGGAGAAAUCUUGAUAUACGAUGCGACCAAGAUGGAGGCAGUCAAUGUGAUAGAAGCACACAACUCUCCCCUAUCUUGCAUAGCGCUGAACAACGAUGGCACUCUGUUGGCGACGGCUUCAGAGAAAGGCACCAUCAUCCGUGUCUUCUCGAUUCCGGACGCGCAGAAGCUGUACCAGUUCAGGAGAGGAUCCAUACCAGCAAGGAUAUUCAGCAUGUCCUUCAACUCGACGUCGACUCUACUCAGCGUUUCUUCAGCGACUGAGACUGUGCACAUAUUCCGUCUUGGAGCGCCCAACACAAGCCGCAGCAACAGCAUUUCCUCUGGGCCUACAACAUUGCUCUCUACGUCGCAUCAGCGCAGUAGUAGUCGAACGAGCGAAGAUAUAUCCGACGAAUUUGGAAGUAGCACAGCGGAUAUGGCAGCUUCGGAGCGCAAACCACUCAACCCGACUUUCGCAAGCAUGAUACGGCGGACCUCUCAAACAGUCGGCAAAUCAUUCGCGGCAACUGUGGGAGGAUAUCUUCCAAGUGCCGUUGCCGAGAUAUGGGAACCAUCGCGCGACUUUGCCUGGGUAAAGGUACCGCGCUCGCCAAACGCGGCGUCAGCUGGACCUGUUCGGACCGUGGUCGCACUGAGCAACAACGGACCACAGAUCAUGGUGGUGACCAGUGAAGGGAACUACUACGUGUUCAAUGUUGACCUGGAAAAGGGUGGCGAGGGUACGCUCUACAAGCAAUACUCGUAA
This is a messenger RNA of Parastagonospora nodorum SN15, 1245 nucleotides long. RefSeq lists its product as hypothetical. Lineage: Eukaryota; Fungi; Ascomycota; Dothideomycetes; Pleosporales; Phaeosphaeriaceae. The record is from RefSeq and is a predicted model, not a curated record. The transcript is spliced from 4 exons. Gene Ontology annotation, cellular component: cytosol; extrinsic component of membrane; phagophore assembly site membrane. Bases 1 to 1245 code for a protein of 414 amino acids. Gene Ontology annotation, molecular function: protein binding; phosphatidylinositol-3,5-bisphosphate binding; phosphatidylinositol-3-phosphate binding. Gene Ontology annotation, biological process: nucleophagy; protein lipidation; protein localization to phagophore assembly site.